Molecule: messenger RNA, 7676 nt
Organism: Homarus americanus (American lobster)
Lineage: Eukaryota; Metazoa; Arthropoda; Malacostraca; Decapoda; Nephropidae
Product: multidrug resistance-associated protein 1-like
Exons: 32
Coding region: 29-4630 (1533 amino acids)
Biological process (GO): transmembrane transport
Cellular component (GO): membrane
Molecular function (GO): ATP hydrolysis activity; ABC-type transporter activity; ATP binding
Source: RefSeq, a predicted model, not a curated record
CUGGCGCCUGGGACUCAGUGGUGGUAUCAUGGCGGAAGACGGUGCAUUGUACGACUUCUGCGGCUCACCACUUUGGGAUACAAAUCAUACAUGGAAUUCCGAGACCCCAGAGUUCACGCCAUGCUUUGAGCGGACAGUGCUGGUGUGGGUGCCGUGUGGUUUUCUUUGGGUGUUUGCGCCAUUGGAAACACAUUAUGUCCUCCGCAGUGUGGACCGACUAGUGCCGUGGACCUGGCUCAGCAUCUCUAAGCUAGUUGGGUCUGCACUUCUGUUAAUGCUUCAACUUAUAGACUUUUUUUAUGCAGUACAUAAAUGGAGAAUCGGAGAGGAUGUAUAUUGUGUUCAUUUUCUUACUCCGUUGGUGAUCUUUGUCUCAAUAUUUCUUCAAGCAUCAUGGGUGUUAAUAGAGAAGAAAAGAGGUUUCCAGAGCUCCGGCUAUCUCUUUAUCUUCUGGUUGCUGCUGGUGAUAUGUGGCAUUCCCGAGUAUGGCAGUUAUUUCGUCAGUAUCCAAGACCAGUGGACUGAAACAGAGUCCUUAACAUUUGGAACCUACAUGGUAUACUUCCCACUGAUUGUGCUGAUGCUUAUUUUCAACUGCUUUGGUGAUGCUACCCCAUUGCAUCUUGACUACCCAAAAGGAGAGAGACCCUGUCCUGAGAAUGGGGCAUCCUUCCUUUGCCGGAUAACCUACUCCUGGUUGGAUGGGUUGUUUUGGAAAGGCUACAAAAACCCUAUAAAAGAGACACACCUUUGGGAUUUAUCUUAUGAAAAUGCUUCGCGCACUGUAGUUACAGUAUGGGAUAAAAACUGGAGGAAAACUACUGCAAAAGCCUACAAGAAAUUUUGGGACAAUUUUGGGAAGGGCGAGUCUCACACAUCAGCCACCUGUACCAACAAUGCUACCCAUGUAGAAAUCACGGGUACUGCAGGCAACAAGGAGCACUACUUGUCCAUCUUGCCCACCAUGGUGCGCAUGUUUGCACCAUCUUUCCUCAUGGGUGCUUUUCUCAAGCUCAUCCAUGAUUGCUUGCAGUUCAUAAGUCCACAGAUUCUCAGUUUGUUGAUAAACUUUUCUGAAAGUGAUGGGGAAGAACCUAUGUGGCAUGGAUACUUUUAUGCUGUGAUAAUGCUGGCAUGUGCCCAGUUACAAUCCUUUAUACUUAGUCAAUAUUUCAUGAGGAUGAUGUUAGUGGGCCUUCGGGUACGUACAGGAGUUGUCUCGGCAGUUUAUCGAAAGGCCAUGAAAAUCUCCAAUUCUGCUCGGAAAGAGUCGACAGUUGGGGAAAUAGUAAACUUGAUGUCAGUUGACGCUCAGCGAUUCAUGGACCUUACUACUUAUGUGAACAUGAUCUGGUCUGCACCAUUACAGAUUGCCAUAGCUCUCUACUUCCUUUGGGACCUUUUGGGUCCAUCUGUACUCUCUGGCUUGGUAGUUAUGAUUGUGCUCAUCCCUGUGAAUGGGGCGUUAGCCAAUAAGAUGAAACAACUACAGGUACAACAAAUGAAGAACAAAGAUCACCGUGUAAAGCUUAUGAAUGAAAUCCUGAAUGGUAUAAAGGUUUUGAAGUUGUAUGCAUGGGAACCAUCUUUUGAGAAUCAAGUGAUUGCUGUACGUAAUAAGGAGGUUAAGAUCCUGAAGCAGACAGCUAUUCUGAAUGGGGGUUCAAACUUCAUUUGGACUUCCACACCAUUUCUGGUGUCUCUGGCUACCUUUGCCACCUACGUAAAUUUGUCUUCAGAAAAUAUUUUAGAUGCCAAAACUGCAUUCGUAUCCCUUGCACUGUUCAAUCUCCUGCGCUUUCCCAUUGCUAUGUUGCCCAUGCUCAUCACAAGCCUAGUGCAGGCAAAUGUUUCCCUCAAAAGAAUGAACAAAUUUAUGAAUGCCAAUGAGCUGGACCCAAACAGUGUCACCAGAGAGAACACAGAGAAUAGACCCAUUGUAAUUGAGAAUGGAACCUUUGCAUGGGAACAUGGAGAGGAAGAUAGCAAACCAGUACUCAGAGGUAUUAACAUAAGUAUACCCAAGGGUUCUUUGGUUGCUGUUGUUGGAGGUGUUGGAGCUGGCAAGUCCUCCCUCUGCUCAGCCAUUCUUGGAGAGAUGGAAAAAAUUUCAGGGAGAGUAAAUAUUAAGGGUAAUGUUGCUUAUGUUCCUCAACAAGCCUGGAUCCAGAAUGCCACCUUGGAGAACAACAUUCUUUUCAAUCAGACAAAACAGACUGCUCAGUAUGAUGCAAGCUUGAGAGCAUGUGCAUUACAGGCUGACAUUGAUAUGCUCCCAGGAGGUGAUAAGACUGAAAUUGGCGAAAAAGGAAUCAACUUGAGUGGCGGCCAGAAGCAGCGUAUCAGUUUAGCUCGUGCUGUUUAUGCUGAUGCAGACAUUUACCUUCUUGAUGAUCCUCUGAGUGCUGUAGACUCACAUGUGGGCAAGCACAUAUUUGAACAAGUAAUUGGACGUACAGGCCUGCUGAAGAAUAAGACUCGUUUCCUAGUGACACAUGGUCUAACAUACUUACCACAAGUGGACAAGAUAAUUGUUCUUAAGGAUGGGAUCAUCACUGAAGAGGGUUCUUACAAGGAGCUGCUUGAAAGAAAAGGAGAAUUCCAGGAGUUCUUACUUCAUUAUUUAAUUGCAGGGUCAGAUGAGGACGAUGACUUGGAAGAUCUGGAAGACAUCAAACUACAACUAAAGAGUACUUUGGGGGAUGAUGUUAUACAGAAGCAGUUACAUCGGUAUAAGAAGGAAAGUGAGAGUGAGAGGAGUAUUGAUAGUGAGAGCAAGGAUGGUGGUCCACGUCGUGGCAGCAAAAGAACCAGUGAAUCAGACAAAGGAAAGCUAACUGUUAAUGGCACAUCAGAAAAAAAGGUUGGAGAUAAACUUAUUGAAGCAGAGAAGGCUGAGACUGGCAAGGUGGACUUUGGUGUAUAUAAGUAUUACAUCCAAGCUGUUGGAAUUUUGUCCACACUGCUGACCCUCUUGUUUUAUGCACUUUCCCAAGCCAGUACAAUGGGGUCAAAUGUCUGGCUCUCAAAGUGGUCUGAAGAGGAUACCAAUGAUCCUAAAACAAGAGAUAUGUACCUUGGAGUGUAUGGAGCUUUAGGAAUUGGACAAGCAAUUUGUAUCCUGGGUGGAUCAUUUUCCUUGUCAUUUGGUGCUGUUGAUGCUGGAGCCAUACUUCACGCUGAUAUGCUUCACAGUGUCAUGCGUUUGCCAAUGCAGUUCUUUGAUACAAAUCCAGUUGGGCGUUUGAUUAAUCGAUUUGGCAAGGAUAUUGACACCCUGGAUAAUGUUUUACCAUGGACUCUGCGCUCUUGGUUAUUAUGCUUCUUCACGGUGCUGUCAACAUUUAUAGUCAUCAUUUACUCCACUCCAAUCUUUGUUGUGGUGAUGAUUCCAACCAUGAUCAUCUACUACCUUGUGCAGGUGUUAUACGUGGCUACAUCCAGACAACUGAAGCGUAUUGAAUCUGUGUCCCGUUCUCCUAUCUACUCUCAUUUCCAGGAGAGCAUACAAGGGGCAUCAACCAUCCGGGCUUUUAAUAAAAAGCAAGAAUUCAUCUUGGAGUCUGAGAAAAAAGUUGAUUACAACCAAAUUUGCUAUUACCCAAGUGUAAUGGCUAAUAGAUGGCUUGCAAUUCGACUCGAGACCAUUGGCAACAUACUGACAUUCUCUGCAGCGUUAUUUGCAGUCAUGAGCCGGGGCACCAUUAGUGGGGGAAUAGUGGGGUUGUCUGUCAGCUAUGCUCUUUCUGUGACACAAACACUGAAUUGGCUGGUUCGUAUGUCAUCUGAUGUGGAGACCAACAUAGUAGCUGUAGAACGCAUUAAAGAAUACACUGAGGCUCAACAGGAAGCACCAUGGGAAAUGCCCAUCAAUCAGCCUAACCAGAAUUGGCCUGAAGAAGGAGUUGUAGAAUUCAACAAAUACUCUACCAGAUAUCGUGAGGGGCUUGAUUUAGUAGUGAGAGACAUAGAUUGUAAGAUUACGAAAGGAGAGAAGGUUGGAAUUGUUGGAAGAACUGGUGCUGGUAAAUCAUCGUUGACACUAGCAUUGUUCCGGAUCAUAGAAUCGGCUGGAGGGAGCAUCAUCAUCGAUAAUGUCAACAUAUCUAAGAUUGGCCUUCAUGAUUUGCGUUCACGUCUGACUAUAAUUCCACAAGAUCCUGUGUUGUUCAGUGGGACACUGCGUCUGAAUCUGGACCCAUUUAAUAAGUAUGAGGAUGCCAAAGUUUGGUCAGCGCUAGAAUUGUCUCACCUCAAGGAGUUUGUGUCUGGUCUGUCAAAUGGUCUUCAGUUCGAAGUAUCAGAAGGUGGAGAGAACCUCAGUGUUGGUCAGAGACAGCUAGUUUGUCUGGCUCGAGCUCUCCUGCGUAAAACCCGUGUGUUAAUCUUGGAUGAGGCCACAGCUGCAGUUGAUAUGGAAACAGACAACCUCAUCCAGCAAACUAUAGGACGAGAGUUUGCAGACUGCACAGUCAUUACCAUUGCCCAUAGACUUAACACCAUCAUGGAUGCAACAAGGGUUCUGGUUCUGGACAAAGGAGAAAUCAAGGAAUUUGACACCCCUGCUACCCUAUUAAAUAACAAGAAUUCCAUAUUUUAUGGGAUGGCCAAAGAUGCUGGUCUUGUUUGAUUGUGAAGUUGUGAAAUUUUUAACAAAGAGACAAACUUUUCAUACAUACAUGACAGUACUUAACUGGGUACUUACAACACAUGGUAGAUCUCCACAUUAUUCUGAAAAUUACAUGCAUACACUGUAAGUCCUCGUUUGACGUUGCCCCCGACAACGUUGUUUCAUUAUAACAUCGCUACUCUUUAGAUACCCAUGAUUCCAGCAACGUCCCGACUGAUUCGUUAUAACGUCGUCAUCAACUACUUUGUAUGGCGCAUCACACACUCAUCUUGGCGCGCUACGCUCUCUCGCGGAACGUCCCCAAGUGUCCUUAAUAGUCUUUGUUAGGCUUCCACAGCGUACGUGUAUGCAUUAGUGUUUUUGCUAUAAAUACUGUACUGUAACCAUUUGAAAUGGCUUCCAAGUGCUCAUCAAGUGGUAGUGAUGCUAGUGUUGUGAAGAAGCAAUGGAAGACCAUACAGUAAGCCUUGCUACAAAAAUGGAGGUUUUAAACCCACCACACACUUGCUCCACCUCUGCCCAUCAGUGAGUACAAUUCAAAAUGAUUUAGUUUAUUUAUCUUUUUGGAUGUAUAAUAUAUGCUAUUUUUUAUAAAAAAAUUCCAUUGAAUUUAUGUAUAUGUAACAUAUUUUAUGGGGCAAAGGGAGGCUGGGGAACAUUGUUUUUUGUUAACUUUGUGUUUUUCAAGAACGUAACCAUAACGUUAAGCGAGGACUUACUAUGAUCUCAAAGAAAAAGAGAUACAGUACAUGAUUGCAUAUUGAUAAAUACAUGUUCUUGAUAUCAGACAUGCAGUCCCAAAUUCAGGAAGGUGUGUUUUUAAAUAAUAUAUGUGAUUGUGAAGUAAGAGAUACCUCAUCCCAAAUUAACCAAGUGUUCAGUAUGCAUGAUCCAGAAUUAGAAUGUGUUCAGUGUGUAUGAUCCUCAAUUUAAAUGUGUUAAGUGAGUUGAAUCUGUUACCAAAGAAAGUCACCUACUUGUGUAAGAAAGGCCAUGGGAAAUAGAGAAUGGAGGUUGUGAUAAUGUAAUCCAUGAAAAGGAGAAAGAAAGCCAUAAGAUAAGUAGAAAAAAGUAAAGGAAGCCAUAAGUUGUCCCUCCUUCUGGAUUAUGAUUGGUAGGUAACAUGGGAGAUGUAAUUUAGGAAUUAUGUACUUGGUUAAUUAUGAAGGGACUCCUCAGUUGACCUGAGCUUUUGCUUGUAAGUUAUUAAUGGAAAAUAUUUAUAUCAAUUUCCUUCAUGAAAAUAUACAGACAUGUACAAUGUUGCAGAAUAUGUAUAUUGGAAGAACUUAGUACAGUACAAUUAUUAUUGUGCAAUUGUAAUAUUUAAGUCUCAUAAAUUCUCAUGAACACCAUGAUGUAUAACUAACUGCAGUUUUAAUCCAAUUCAGUUAUGCCUUUCAGCACUUGUGAUCUUACAUUGCCUAAAAUUUUCAAUGUAUCUUUUAGCAUAUAAUUGAUAUUACUAUGAAUGACUAACCCCUGUGUGACAUCUUGUGCUGAGGUGCACCAAAGUGUCAAAAUAAUUUGCCACACUGCCUGUAGGUACAGUGUGUGAUUAUAUGUAUGACAGGGUGUCCAUAAAGUCCCAUUCUAAUUUCAAACUUUUAUUAUGGCAUAAAAUAUUGAAAUGCAGUUUUUGGCAUUUGCUUAGGUGAAAAACAAAACUUGAAUAGUUACUUCUUCAAAUGCAAAAAAAAGCUGCAUUUCAAUAUUUUCUUCCGUUUGCACAUAAUUAAAGUUUGAAAUUAGAAUGGGACUUUAUGGACACCCUGUAUUUAAGUAGUUACUGCAAUAUUGUUCAACCUAGGGAAUCUUCUUGUAGCUAAGAAGUAAAAUUAGUGUUAUUACCAUUCUUGUAAUUACAUUGAAUAAUGUUCUAAAAAUUAAUUCAUAUGGUUGUUUUUCUGUUUAUUAAAGUCAUCAUAUUAACUCUGAAGAUUUAUGUUCCACUUUUUUGUUUAGUACUUAGAGUACUGUGAUGUUAUAUAUAUCUUAGAAAGUAUUUGAGUUGUGGAAUAUAGGGAAACUGAUAAGUAGACUGACAAUGAGAAAUGUUGCAAUAUGUAAGUGCAUUAAUGAUGAUGAAUGCAUUUGAUUGAGAUGGAAAAGAUUAUAUUUAGAAGAUAUUUCUGUAUGUUGAUGUAGCAUUCAUCUAUCACAAGGUUAAAGCAUCAAUGAGGAAACAAGAUAAUUGUAGACUGAAAUUUAUAUAUUGGACCUAAAACAGUGGGCUGAUAUUAGUCAACAGAUGUUUAAAAGGUUGCAUAGGAUGUGUGGUGAUAAGAACAGUAACUGAAUGUUUAGGAAAGAGUAUGUGGGGUGGGCAGAAAGUCUGGAUACCCUCCCCAAAUAAAAAUUAUGUACAGUAGUUAAAACAACUAUCUGUGCAUACUUUUUGGGAAACAAUAAGAGACCAUGGACGAUAAAUUUAGGUAUAUGAGGGCUGUCAUUGGUCACACAUUAAAUUUCGGAGCAUAUCGACCCCUACCUGCACAGAUAGUUGUUUUAGCUACUGUACAUGAAAAAACAAUUUUACUGCAUAUUAACACUUUACUUAAUUUGACACACACCAACAAAUGGUUCAAUUAAAAAUACAUAAUCUCUGUCUGUUCACUAUCCUUUCCAUGUCAGGAUGAUUUAUUUUCAUGGCUUCAUGGAUUAUCAGUUGAACCUUUUGUUAGUCUGUGUUGAUAUGAAAAUAAAUAGGUAAAUGUCAAUGUUGCUGUAAAAUCAAUCUUUCAUGUACAUUAUCAUUAUUUGAAGUGGGGGACCAGACAUUAUGCCCUCUCUUUAUACCCUCUUUCCUCAACAUUAAUUUACUUAUCACCACACAUCAUAAGUAAACCUUUAAAACAUGUGUUGAAUUAUUGUAUGAUACAUGAUAUUAUGACCAAAAUGUUUGAGGUCCAACUAUAUAUAAAUUUCAGUCAACAAUUAGCUCUUUUCCUUGCUGUUGCUACAAAUUGGGAAAAUUAAAGUGAACAUUUAACUUUGUGUAAAUGUUUAUGGAUCCUUGAUGGAUUAAUAAAAAUAAAUUAAUUUA